GGGAAAACAAUUAAUAUGGGCAAAGCUCAAAGGCUAAUGAGCAUGAUGAAGGCUUCACUUUUAUUCUACCUUUUCUUCCUCUGCUCGUAUUUCUAUUUCAAUUCUUCCUCUUGUUAUCAAGAGAAUGAACAAAUCGUAGGAUACGGAUAUGAACUAGGAUCAGUCUACUCGGAUCCCUCUGGAAAAUUGCUGAAUGCAGAGCUCAAGCUGAUAAAAAAUUCAUCGGUCUACGGACCCGAUAUCCAAAAUCUCAAUCUCUUUGCAAGCUUUGAAACUGAGAAUCGACUGCGAAUAAAAAUAACAGACGCAAAUAAUCGAAGAUAUGAAAUCCCACAGGACAUAAUUCCCCGCCAAAAUCCUAGCAAACCCACCUGGUCUCCUCUACAGAAAAAUACCAUCGCUAACUCAAACUUCAUUCUCACACUUCACUCAAUCUACCGCUUUGGCUUCUCCAUUGCUCGGCGCUCCACCGGUGAACUUCUCUUCGACGCAAGCCCUAAAAAAUCCGAACCCGGCAUCGUAUUCAAAGACCAAUACUUAGAAAUCACAUCAAACUUACCAUCAACUUCAUUCCUUUAUGGCCUUGGAGAACAUACUAAGAAAAAUUUUCGAUUGGUACCCAACGACACAUUAACACUAUGGAAUGCGGAUAUCGGAGCUUCAACUAUCGAUCAGAACUUAUACGGGUCUCACCCGUUUUAUAUUGAUAUAAGGUCUAACGGAUCAACUCAUGGUGUUCUGUUGAUGAAUAGUAAUGGUAUGGAUGUUGUCUAUGGAGGGUCUUUUAUUAGUUACAAGAUUAUUGGAGGAGUUUUGGAUUUCUAUUUCUUCGCUGGACCGAGUCCAAAGGAUGUAAUCGAGCAAUAUACUGAGCUAAUUGGAAGGCCAGCUCCAAUGCCAUAUUGGUCAUUCGGGUAUCAUCAGUGUCGAUGGGGGUACAAGAAUGUUGAAGAUCUAGAAGGAGUUGUCGAAGGAUAUGCAAAAGCUGGAAUUCCUCUAGAAGUUAUGUGGACUGAUAUUGAUUACAUGGAUGCAUUCAAGGAUUUUACACUUGAUCCCAUCAAUUUCCCUGUUGACAAGAUGAAUGCCUUCGUUGAUCGACUCCAUAAAAAUGGGCAGAAAUAUGUCGUUAUAAUAGACCCAGGUAUCAAUGUUAACAAAAGCUAUGCGACAUUCACAAGAGGAAUGAAAGCAGACAUCUUUCUAAAGAGAAACAGCAGCAAUUACCUUGGAGAAGUUUGGCCAGGUCCAGUCUACUUCCCAGACUUCUUCAAUCCUGACGCUGUAAACUUCUGGGACCAAGAAAUCGAAAUCUUUCACAAAACUCUUCCCAUCGAUGGCCUUUGGAUCGACAUGAAUGAGAUCUCCAACUUCAUCACUCCCUCUCCUCUCAACUCCCUCGACGACCCUCCAUACAAAAUCAACAACGCUGGAGUUCAGCGGCCUAUUAACAAUCUUACAGUCCCUGCAUCGAGCAUUCACUAUGGGAACUUGACUGAGUACAAUGUACAUAACCUGCAUGGGCUUUUGGAAUCGAGAGCAACUCAUGAUGCUUUGAUUAAACUUAGGGGCAAGCGCCCGUUUGUGCUUACGAGGUCCACGUUUGUUGGUUCGGGGAAGUAUGCUGCACAUUGGACUGGUGAUAAUGCAGCAACAUGGGAUGAUUUGGGGUACUCGAUACCGACUAUUUUGAACUUUGGUCUGUUUGGGAUUCCUAUGGUUGGAGCUGAUAUAUGUGGGUUUUCAGGUAAUACUACUGAGGAGCUUUGCCGAAGGUGGAUUCAGCUUGGUGCGUUCUACCCUUUUGCUCGAAAUCACGCGACAAAAGGUUCGAUAAGACACGAGCUCUAUCUUUGGGAGUCGGUCGCUAGAUCAGCAAAGAAGGCGCUAGGAUUGCGUUAUCGCCUGCUCCCCUACUUCUACACGCUAAUGUACGAGGCGCGUACUAAGGGUACUCCAAUUGCCAGGCCGCUUUUCUUCUCAGACCCUGAGGACACGCAAACUUACGAUAUUAGCGCACAGUUUAUGAUCGGAGGUGCAGUAAUGGUAUCUCCAGUCCUAAGUCCAGGAGUAAAUUCAGUAACUGCUUAUUUCCCGAAAGGCAUUUGGUUCAAUCUCUUCAAUUACUCAAGUACAAUGAUUACUGAUUCUGGGGAAUAUUUUACGCUAGAAGCGCCUGAAAAUAGUGUAAAUGUUCAUGUACGAGGAGGUAAUAUAUUACCGAUGCAGGAGGAGGCGAUGACUACACAAUUAGCUAGAGAUAACGGGUUCGAGCUUCUGGUUGUGCUACAUGAAGGUAUGGCUGAAGGUGAGGUGUUUGUAGAUGAUGGAGAGGUUGUGGAGAUGGGAGGAAAGGAGAGUGAAUGGAGUACAAUUAAGUUUUCGGCGGAAGUUGAAGGCAAAGAUGUGAAGAUCAAGUCGGUGCUAGUUAAUGGUACAUACGCUUUGGAUCAUAAGUUGGUAGUGAAGAAGGUUCUGGUGCUUGGGCUUAGGUUUGAAGAAGGUAUAGAGAUGCAUAGCUUGUAUGUGAAUGGAGUUGAAUUGGGAGGGAAAGGGGUGGGUUUGAGUUAUGAGAAGCGAGGGAGUUUUGGCGUGGCAGAAAUUGACGGCUUGACCCAGCUUAUUGGAAAUGACUUUGAGUUGAGUUUGAAGUUCAGUGUAUACUAAGUUGUAGUAGGAUUAAUAAAGAAGAAAAAAUAAGCCGAGGAAAACAUGUUUCCUUUGGCUUCAGCUGAAGAGACCACUGGAGAUCAUAAAAGAUCCGCGUCUGAAUUUGUUUCCUUAGCUCAGUUUCUUCUUCUUGUUCUUUUUCAUUUUAAUUGUCAGGGUUAUUUUUCUGACCA
Molecule: messenger RNA, 2843 nt
Organism: Asparagus officinalis (garden asparagus)
Lineage: Eukaryota; Viridiplantae; Streptophyta; Magnoliopsida; Asparagales; Asparagaceae
Product: probable alpha-glucosidase Os06g0675700
Exons: 5
Coding region: 16-2667 (883 amino acids)
Biological process (GO): carbohydrate metabolic process
Molecular function (GO): hydrolase activity, hydrolyzing O-glycosyl compounds; carbohydrate binding
Source: RefSeq, a predicted model, not a curated record